Messenger RNA from Etheostoma spectabile (orangethroat darter), 1355 nucleotides. RefSeq names its product gastrin-releasing peptide (gene grp). Gene Ontology annotation, biological process: neuropeptide signaling pathway. Gene Ontology annotation, molecular function: neuropeptide hormone activity. The coding region runs from base 616 to 1131 and encodes 171 amino acids. Lineage: Eukaryota; Metazoa; Chordata; Actinopteri; Perciformes; Percidae. The transcript has 7 exons. The record is from RefSeq and is a predicted model, not a curated record.
CAUUUCUUCAUCUAGUUGCCUCAAUGGAAUGAAACAGCGCUCCCCUGGGUUGUAACGGUCAAAGCUGGCGUUGCAUCCUGACAGGUGGUGAACACUAGACCGGUGAAGUUUACUGUUUGAUUACUAUCAAAUAUCUGACGAGGUCACUUUUAUGCCACUGUAGAACUGUGAAUGGACAUUACUUAGGAAGAUAAACUAAAAAGUAAAAUGUGAAGCCAGUCAUACUUUGGCCUCACAACAAAACAAUAGGCUAGUUCAUAUUUAAACUUAUUUUUUUUAGUGUUGCCUGCUAACGUUAGCCGUAUUGUUGUGAGACUAUAACGCUAGUUAGCUAGCAGCUAGUUCUGUGAGCAAAAAAACAAACUAAAUAGAAAUAGCUAACCUUCUGAGCAACAAGUGGAACGAUAAGGGCCUUACAUAAUAUGGAUAUGGACAACUUCAAAGACUUGCUUCAACGGCUACUGUGGAAGCAAGGUUACGCAUGGAAAUUGAAACGGACUUUGCAAACUUGUGCUCCCAUCGCUAAACCUUCCCAGAGCCAAUCCCCUUCUCUUCCGCCUCAGGAAAAACAAGACUGUCAUCACCAGGAAAACAGGCAUUGAAUGUUUAAAGCCAAUGGACAGAAAGUAUGUACAUCGGGGAGUGGGCUAUAACUUCAACAAGGCUGCAACUUUUACCCCGGUGCGACGUCGGCUCACACAACGAACUAUCGACCAUGGUGGAGGUUUUCUAAAACCGGCGUGGCCACUUUUUAUUAUUCUGGCUACAGUACCGUGUAUGUUGUACUGCUCACAGAGUCCUGCAGCUGUCGUUGGCAAAAUGUAUCCACGGGGCAACCACUGGGCAGUAGGUCAUUUGAUGGGAAAGAAGAGCAUCGAGAGCCUACCUGAACUGCAGGAGACAAACCAGGACAGUGACUACCUCACACCCUUUGAAACCGCUGGGGUCACAGAACGACUGAUGGAGGCACUGAUGCAACAAAAGAACCAGAAACAGACGACGCCACAGACUGCGGACAGGCUGCUUCGGCUGCAGAGUGGCUGGAGAGAAGAGGACAGAGACAAAUAUCUCAGAGAGAUGUCCAACCUGCUUCUUCUGGCUUUGAAACUGCAAGACAAUGAAUCCACCUGAAUGCAAGACAGUCAUCAUUAUCUACUAAACGUAUCCUGUAAUUACAUAUUCACACUGUAUAUUUUUUUCUGCUGUAAGAGUACACUGGAAAGUCAAUAGAAGUUUAUUUUAUCAGUAAUUUAAUACUUCUAAUAUGUGCAUCAUGCAGUAGUUUGAUUACAGACUGACAGGACAAGGUUAUGCUGAAUGCAUUGAGAUGCUGAAUAAAUUUAACAUUCUGAUAA